This is a messenger RNA of Fusarium oxysporum Fo47, 3189 nucleotides long. RefSeq names its product major facilitator superfamily domain-containing protein. The coding region runs from base 1 to 3189 and encodes 1062 amino acids. The transcript has 9 exons. Gene Ontology annotation, cellular component: membrane. NCBI's taxonomy places the organism in Eukaryota, Fungi, Ascomycota, Sordariomycetes, Hypocreales, Nectriaceae. Gene Ontology annotation, molecular function: transmembrane transporter activity. The record is from RefSeq and is a predicted model, not a curated record. Gene Ontology annotation, biological process: transmembrane transport.
AUGGCAUAUUCUGAUGAUGUUCGUGUGUCAGAAACCAAGAAUGCUGUUGACCUUCAUAUUGACCCAACCGAUUCGGAUUCCUCCAAGUCAAUUCCCUCCACCAAGGUGAUCCCUCUUAUCGCUACACUUCCCCUCGCUGCACCAGAGGAACCUCGAAGCUGGUGGCAGCGACGGCCGAGACAUGAUGGAGAGGCUGUUGCAACUCGUCGGUCCGUCUUUGACGACCCAGACAUGGCGAGGCGCUACCAGCCACGACCUGACUGGGAGAAUCUGCAUCGAUUUGACCCUUCCGAAAGGUGGACUUUCAAUGAGGAGCGCAAAGUCAUUCGAAAGAUUGAUAGACGGAUCAUGAUAUUCGCUUGCGUCAUGUUCAUGGCUCUUGAGCUGGAUCGAUCCAAUUUGUCUCAAGCUGUCUCGGAUAACUUUCUGCCAGACCUGAAGAUGGAUACCAAUGAUUACAAUCUUGGAAAUACCGUCUUCAAGUUGUCUUUCUUGUGUGCCGAACUUCCCUCCCAGCUUGUCAGCAAGUACCUCGGACCUGACCGUUGGAUUCCGAUGCAGUUGUGCCUCUGGAGUCUUGUCUCUGCGGGCCAAUUCUGGUUGGACGGGAGGGCUUCCUUUCUGGCAUGCCGUGCCCUUCUGGCCAUCUUCCAGGGCGGAUUCAUCCCGGAUACGAUCCUAUACCUGAGUUAUUUCUAUACCGCUAGUGAGCUCACUGUUCGUCUGGCCUUCUUCUGGACGGCGUACAACGUCGCCGAUAUCAUCAGUGGGUUUCUGGGAGCAGGUUUCCUCCAGUUGCGUGGCUGGCAUGGGUACGAGGGCUGGCGAUGGCUGUUCCUGUUCGAGGGCCUGCUGACGCUCGCGGUUGGCAUUUCCGCCUGGUUUCUCAUGCCCGCUGGACCCACUCAAACCUCAGGCAUUCUCCGUGGUAAGAACGGUUGGUUCACUGAGCGAGAGGAGCGCAUUAUGGUGAACCGGGUCAUCCGUGACGAUCCCAGCAAGGGCGACAUGCAUAACCGCCAACCCAUUACUCCGAAGUUACUAUGGGCAUCAAUCAAGGAUUACGACCUAUGGCCGAUCUACGCCAUUGGCUUAACAUUCUUGAUCCCAGCCACGCCGCCCGCCCAGUACUUCACCUUGACCCUUCGUGGCCUCGGCUUCAAUGUACUCGUUACCAAUCUUCUGACCAUUCCCCAUACGAUCCUGUCUAUCGGUGGCCUGUUGCUUAUUUCCUACCUGGCCGAGAAAUGGAACGAGAGGUCUCUACUUGGCCUAGCUGUUCAGAUCUGGAAGCUGCCAUUCAUAAUCUAUCUAUACGUAGUAGACAUGAGCACGGUCAACAGAUGGGUCUCUUUCGCCGUGCUGGCGCUGUUGCUUGGUUCUCCGACUGCCCAUCCAAUCCAAGUCAGUUGGAAUUCGCGCAACUCCAAUACCGUUCGCCUAAGGACAGUUUCCGCAGCUAUUUACAACAUGUCCGUUCAAUCCGCCGGUAUUAUCGCAUCCAACGUCUACCGCAAAGACGACGCGCCGAGAUACCGGGAAGGAAACAAGAAUCUUUUGGCGAUCAUUGCGCUCAACAUCACGUUGUAUCUGUUGACCAGAACCUACUACAUCUGGAGAAACAAGAGCCGAGACAAGAUUUGGGAUGCCAUGGAUGAUGAACAGAAGAAGCAUUAUCUUGAUACCACAAAGGAUGAGGGUAAUAAGCGAUUAGACUUUCGACUCAAAGCCCCUGUGAUGCCACCGCAGCGUCGAUCAUGGGUUGGUUGUGCGAGGUAUUUAAACAAGAAAAACUUCAUAUAUGUUUCCCCUUCUACUCCUAGACCAGGCCCGUCAAAGGCUACAUCGCCUCCUCCAGAUCAGAAUAUCGAUGAGCCAGAAUGGAUAACAACUUCUCCAUCAGAGGACUCAGAGUCUUCUCAACUUGUUGUCAGUCAAAGGCAAAUGCCAAUGCCUCCGCUAACCCCGUCCGUUGAGUUCUUCGGUCACCUAUCACCCUUGCAUCGAUCAGGCCUACAGUACUUUACCGAGAGGACCGUCAAAGUUCUUGCGCCACAUCCCCAGAUCUUUGAUGAGCUAUGCGAACUCAUCUUGCCAAUGGCAGUCUUCAAUGAGCCCUUGCUGCAGGGCAUCGUUGCGCUGGCGGCUACUCACCGACUUGCGACCUGCAAAACAAGCGAGGAGCAGUCCUCGCAAGCGCUCAUUGUUGCUGGCUUUCAAGCUCUCAGUUCCAGAUCCCUUUGCCAGAAACUUUCCGAGUGUGAUGAAGAUCAACAACUCAUUCCACUGCUGGCCGCAUCGAGAGCGCUCUUCGUUUGCGAAGUCUUCGCCAGCGAGCCCAGUCCAGAUCGAUGGAGCGUUCACUUCCGCGGAGCGCGUGGGCUCAUUUCUCGAAUACACGAUAAGGGCCUUUCCCAGAACCCGACGGACGAAUUGCGAUUUUUACUACGAUGGUUCGACAUGACCGAAUCGCUGGUCUGUCACUCGAUGAGUGAUCUCGCCCCGCAACAGUCGACUAUCCCCUCACCAACAACGCUCGCAUCAGACACAGAUGACGAGCCUGUGUACAUCGAUAUGUAUCUUGCGCGUACAAAGGACCUUCUUGGAGUGUUCAAAGAGAUUGCGCGACUAUGCCGGAUCAACAAUGAUGGGACAGCGUCUGAGACUUCAUCGCAAGGUGGUCAAGUUGAGGCCGAGGUCUGGUGGCUACUCAACUAUCUACAAUCCAUAAUCGACCGAGAUCAAGCGAAUCCUCCGCCAGUUAUGUCAAUACGCGGUCGCGUUCUAUCUGUUGCCGAAGUCCACGAAUACCGGUUAUCGAAUCAGAUAUGGCAACUCACCGGUCUGCUCCUCAUCCACCGACGCUUACGCCAUGAAAGAAGAUCGUCGCCUCUCGUUCAAAACCUCGUCAAUCAGAUCAUCGAGUGCGCAGAGCGUCUGACGCUACGGGACGGCCUCACACCAGUCACUCUGCUUACUCCGCCCUUGUUCUUUGCAGGAUGCGACGCGCUUGGUGAUGAUAGGCCGAGAAUAAAGACUUCGUUGCAAGGCGUUUCAACUGCACUUGGACUUUUGAAUACGCAACGAGCCUUGGAAAUACUCGAACAGUAUUGGAAAGCCGAUCCGGGUGUCGAUGAUGAUCUAGCCGAUCGGUCGUGGCCUAAGAUCAGUCAAUUUCUACCUUACUAA